UAUUCUAGUGAUACCUUAACAUCUUGUCACGCAGUUGUUCAUUCAACUCUGUUUAAUACACUAAAAGUGGAUUCUAGUGAAUCUAGUUGGAGUGCCCAAUCUGAAGCAAUAGAAAAGCUAAGGGAAGAAGAAAAGAAUGGACCUAAAGGAACUGAUGGGAAUAAUCGGAAGUUUCUGGUGGCAAACGCCCGAGUUGAAAACUAUCCAAUCAUUUAUUGCAACGAUGGCUUCUGUGAGAUGGUGGGUUGGACCCGGGCAGAACUCAUGCAGCGUUCGUGCAUCUGUGAGUUCUUACACGGCCCGCUCACGAGUGCAGUGGCUGUCGCACAGAUUAAAGAGUGCCUCGCCUCCUGCCAUGAAAAGCAGCUCGAGAUACUUUACUACAAGAAAGACGGCUCAAAGUUCCUGUGCAGUCAGGUGACAGCCCCCAUUAGCAACGAAGACGGAGUGAUAUGUAUGUUCAUUGUCAAUUUCGAGGACAUCACGAAUGCUCCCUACAGGGAUGCUGUGAUAUCACCUCUACCAACUCCAGCCAGAAUCCUGCUGACCAGAUUUCCAACUUUAUGGCGUCUCAUACCACGAAGCCGUCUGAAGCCGGCUCAAGUCAGAGACCUAGAAAUCAAAGCCUGCGAAGAUCGGUUGAAGAAGAUGCGAAUGAAGGUAGCCGGAGCUCGCACAAAGCAAGAGGACCAAGAACUGACUCCCGAAUCUCCGGACUCCAUCCAGCAGCGUUCCCGGACUCAUGUGGUCACAGUGAGUUGUGGGAAAGACCCGGACUCUCAGUCGACAAGGGGGGAUUAUGCUGCCCCUCGAACAUCGGUAGCAGGCGCGGACGUAGGAAGCGAAAAUUCCCGAUCCAAACAAUUUUCCUGUAACCCUGGAUAACAGAAAUGUAAGAUUUUGGAAACACUGUUACUCGGUACAGAGAAAAAUCUUUGACUCCCAACAUUAUUGGUUCCAAUGUAUAACUAAUAUGAUAUUAACAUAGGAGUUGACAGAAUUAAAAUUGUUUAAGA
Messenger RNA from Stegodyphus dumicola, 1016 nucleotides. RefSeq names its product voltage-gated inwardly rectifying potassium channel KCNH6-like. NCBI's taxonomy places the organism in Eukaryota, Metazoa, Arthropoda, Arachnida, Araneae, Eresidae. Gene Ontology annotation, biological process: potassium ion transmembrane transport; regulation of membrane potential. Gene Ontology annotation, molecular function: inward rectifier potassium channel activity. Gene Ontology annotation, cellular component: plasma membrane. The record is from RefSeq and is a predicted model, not a curated record.